UCGAACGGCUCUUUCACGGGCUCUGCGUUGCUGAAGCUCUUGUCAAAGCUCGCUCACCAUCGCUCGUGCCCUCGCGCGCAAUCUCUCGCAUCUGCGCAAUUGGCAGUGGAAGCUCAUCGACAGACACCGCAUCACAGUCCAGUAACCAUGAUUCGAUUUAUACUUCUUCAGAACCGGCAAGGGAAAACUCGCCUGGCUAAGUAUUACAUUCCGUUGGAGGACUCGGAAAAGCACAAGCUGGAGUAUGAGGUUCACAGGUUGGUCGUUAACAGGGAUCCGAAGUUCACCAAUUUUGUUGAGUUUCGAACACACAAGGUGAUUUAUCGACGUUAUGCUGGGCUUUUCUUCUCACUGUGCGUUGAUAUUACGGACAACGAGCUGGCGUAUCUUGAAAGUAUUCAUUUGUUUGUGGAGAUAUUGGAUCAUUUUUUUAGCAACGUCUGUGAGCUGGAUUUGGUUUUCAAUUUCCAUAAGGUGUAUUUGAUAUUGGAUGAGUUCAUUCUUGCUGGUGAAUUGCAAGAAACCAGCAAAAAGGCAAUUAUUGAAAGAAUGGGCGAACUGGAGAAACAAGACUAGAUUUUAUCCUUCCAGUUUUUGGUUUGAGUUUCAUCUCACAGCUUAGAAAGUCGGUAUGUCUUCUGGGUUGGGCGUGAGAAGUUUUUGGUCUCAACUCUUCAUCGUUGUGUGAACCUUGCUUGCUACAAGAUUAAAGAACAGAUUCUUUUAGUUGUAGACAUGAUGUAUUUCUAUUCAAGUUUCAGUAGGUAGGUUAAGCCUAUAAAGACGAGGCAGGAUCAUCAGCUUACUAGAUUAAAGAUUCAUUUUCAGAAUGGAGACAAGAGACCCAAUUUGUGAAUUGUUACUGUGGCAUGUUGCCUUUAUAGCAAGAGGAAAAUUGUGUUGCUUCUGAAGUGUUUUUUCUUGUUUAUAAUUCAAAUCAACCAUGUUAUUCA
This is a messenger RNA of Physcomitrium patens, 953 nucleotides long. Its product is annotated as AP-2 complex subunit sigma. Gene Ontology annotation, cellular component: AP-2 adaptor complex. Lineage: Eukaryota; Viridiplantae; Streptophyta; Bryopsida; Funariales; Funariaceae. Gene Ontology annotation, molecular function: clathrin-cargo adaptor activity. Gene Ontology annotation, biological process: protein transport; clathrin-dependent endocytosis. The record is from RefSeq and is a predicted model, not a curated record.